This is a messenger RNA of Acanthamoeba castellanii str. Neff, 1803 nucleotides long. RefSeq lists its product as uncharacterized. Bases 1 to 1803 code for a protein of 600 amino acids. The record is from RefSeq and is a predicted model, not a curated record. NCBI's taxonomy places the organism in Eukaryota, Discosea, Longamoebia, Acanthamoebidae. The transcript has 9 exons.
AUGGAGAGGGCGAAGGAGAAGUUGGCGCACAGCCUGGUCGGGCGCCGGCUGCACGCCAAGCAGCGAGCGCUGCCGCACGAGCUGGCCGACAGAGCGGCGAGGGAGGAGAAUGAAGCCAAGGCCGCCGCCAAGAAAAACACACAGUUGAGGCGCAAGCAGGCCAAACGCCAGCACGAGCGUCAGGAGGCGCACAGGCGCCUCGAUGGCUACCGCUCCCGGACGCAUCCCGAACCCCCACAGCGUGUUGUGCCGGAGUGGGAACUGGCCGAGCGGUGGGAGGUGGCGCGCGAGAAGGCCGGCGGCCUGGUGCCGACCGACUGGCACCGCGACGCGCACGAUGACAACUACACCCGGCGCUGCAAGCGGAUGAGCGCCCUGCACAGCCUCCACGCAUUCCUGUCUCCUCAGCCCGCCGACCGCGACGACGACAAUGCGCGCAGGCGCAUCGACGCGGUGCUGUCGCCCCACUCCGACCACUCGGCGCCCAUUGCGGCCCACCUGCGGCGCUGCUUGGUCGCCGCCUCGACGACCACCACCGCGGCGGGCGGGCACCACCGAUCGGUCGAGGAGAAGCUGGUGGCGGUGAUGGUGGUCGGGCGCAUGGGGCUGUGGUGCCCGCAGACCGUUGGCGCUGAGAGCAGCUCCGGGCUACUGGCCGCCCUCACCGACCUCGCCACGGCAGGCCCGGCGACGGGCGACGAAGAUUGCCCGCGCCGUGCGGCGGCCGGCCGAGUCGAUCACGAAGACCUUCGCGCAGCGGCUAUUGAGGUGGUGGGUUUAAUUCAGUUCGUCAACCUGUGGCAAAUGGCGAUGAUGGACUCGGUGGAGGUGGGGGAAGAGGUCGUGGCGAUGAUCGACUCCGUGCUCAUGCCCCUCUGCACCACCGAGGGCAACAGUGCGCCUGUGCGAAGCGCGGCCCUGUCGGCGGUGGGCCUGCUCGGCACCCUCUUGUCCCCGCCCGACCUCGUAGCCUGGGUUGAAGAGCACGUGGAGUUGCUUCUCGAGUGCCUGGAGGAGCGUGGUGUCGACAUUGACGUGCGCCAGGCGACUGUCGACACGCUUCUGGUCUUCCUGGAGAUCGUCGACCACGCUCGUGUCCAGUGGGGCGCCGAGAGUGACGACGACGACGGCGACGGCGUUGCGGAGGUGGAGAGUGACGACGGCGACGACGAUGAGGAGGAAGAUGAGGCCCUCGCCCUGGGCCAGCACGAUCGGUACCGGCUGGAGGAGGUGGUCGAGCGACUGACCAAGGAGCGCGAGCGGCGAGCCGACAAGGAUGACGGCAAGCGGCUCCGACGCGCGUCCGAGCGGCUGCUUCGCGUUCUGCGACGACAUCAGCACCCGGGCGACAACGGAACCGUGGAUGGCGACCACUCCGAGCCGGAAGACGAGGAGUGCACGCCUACGGUGCGGCGGUUGAUCUUGCGCAAUUCGUGUAUCACCCCCAAUACGGAGGUGUACCAGCCCGAGCUCGUGGUCCACUCAGCGUGGCACCAGAAGCAGUUGCGCUCGAUCCAGGCCAUCGUGGGCGCGUCGCUGCCCAUCUACGCGCAGGCUGGUCUGACCGGUGUGGCGGUGGCCGACCGCCCGCUGUCAAACAUUAUCCGGGAGAUGGUGGAGCAAAACGAACUGGUGGUGGGCUACCGGGCCAGGCGCAUGCGGGGCAGCCGAGCAUUGAAGGGUCCCGUCUUGGCCUUCAAAAGGGCCAAGGGCACCAAUCGCAACAAACACGCAGCGGACUACACCCACACGGGCCAGCCGCUCCCGGUACGAACCCAACACGAACCGAGAGAGGCCGCCUGA